GACACGACUCUGUCUCUGUCUAUAUUCUAUUGCCCUAAAUAAAUCCUAUUCUCAUUGUUCCAACACAAAAAAUCUGUGUAUAGUAACCUGCUACUCGAGGUAGCCAAAAACGACAUAAUCAGACAUUCAGACAACUAAAGUCAAGAUCUGCGAUUCCACCGAUCCUCAUUAGCGCAAAAAAGAACUAUCUAAGCUCUGACUGAACCAAGCAGCUCAUCUCCCAUGGCAACCCAUCAUCAAGGCAAGUCUUUUAUGUUCUAUCUGAUCAUAACAUGCGAUUUGCUGAUCAUCUGUUGGGUCUGCGCCGCCUCGACCUCAGAGGCGCCGAUUCUGAUUGAGAAAGAGCGUACAAUCGGCGAUGGUUUGGAUGGAUUAAACAGACACCAAAAACAGGUGGAGAAGCUUGAGGAGUUGGUGAAAAAUCUUAGUGAAUUGGUGGGUAGGUUAGAAUCAAGAAUCGCUGAAAGUUUGGAUUAUAAGAAACCCAGUAUUGGAAAACCGCCGGAAUUUGACUUGGAAGGGGAAUUGGAGAGAAAGAAGACGAAAAGUGAUGAGCUUUCGGGGAAAUUAAGGAAGGAAGGGGGUUUGGGGAAGAAGGGUGGGGCAGUUUCGGUUACAAAGUACACUGCUUUUUGGUCGGAGAGGUUUCAGUUGAUGUCUGCGGUGAGACUGGAGUCGGAUGCUACUUGCAUUAACGUGUUGCCGUUUAGGGAUUUUGAUGGAUUAAGCAAGUAUGUGGCGGUUGGGGAUGCAGAAGGGUGGGUGUUUGUGUUUUCAAGAAAUGGAGAUGUGGUGAUUAAGUUCAAUACUUUGACAGGGGCACCAAUCACAGCUCUUACUUCAUGGUUGUCACAUUACAGGAAUGAAUGUGUUGUGGUUACUGGGCAUGAGAAUGGGGCUCUUAUGAGGCAUAGAGUGUGGGAGGUUGUGCAGAAUGGAGAUGAAUGGGGUUCUCUGUCCAUGGAAAAUGUUGGGGAGUUAGGUUUAGCAGAAACCGGGGAGGGUGCAGAAGGUAUAACUAGUUUGGAAGUGCAUCAUAUGGGGCGGAAUAGGUUUGUUUUGUCGACAGAUGUUAGCGGGAGGCUUAGAGUGUACUUGGAGAAUGGGACGGUUUAUGGAUUGGCCGUGCCAAGGAGCAGGCCACUCGCGUUCUUGAAACAAAGGCUGUUGUUUUUGACAGAGACGGGUGCAGGGUCGUUGGACUUGAGGACGAUGAGGAUUAGGGAGUCUGAAUGUGAAGGUUUAAACAGGUCUCUGGUUAAAAGCUAUGUUUUUGAUGCAACUGAAAGAUCAAAAGCGUAUGGCUUUACGUCGGAUGGUGAUUUGAUUCAUGUGUUGCUUUUGGGUGAUAUAAUGAAUUUCAAGUGCAGGCUUAGAUCAAGGAAAAAGUUGGACACGGAUGAGCCUCUGGCAUUUCAGGCAAUCAGAGGGUAUUUGCUCAUAGCUAACCGACAGAAGGUUUGGCUGUAUAAUGUAUCAUCUCACCAUUAUGUUAGGUCUGCAGGGCCAAGGCUGGUGUUCUCUGCAGGCCUGGAUGAGAUCACUGCACCAUUUCUCAAUCACAAAUCAACAGAUUCAAAUGACGACAAGGAGAGAACGAUGGUUCCUCUUAUAGCCAGUGACCGCGAAAAGCUUGUUAUACUUGGUCUGGGGAGUGGCUAUAUUGGGAUGUAUCGUCCCAACCUUCCGGUUUUCAAGAAUGAAUUCAACACCAUGCUAUGGACAAGCCCUGUAUUGUUGUUUAUCCUCUUCCUACUCGGUGCCUGGCAGUUUUUCGCCUAUAAAAAAGAAGCGUUUACCUCUUGGAGUCCAGACGAUUCCUUCUUGUCCACAUCGAUUGCAGGUGAAGCAUCGUUAGGAGCCAGUCAGGGCGACGAAGCUUUCUCAGUCCCAGAUUCUUCAAGGAAUACAGGUUUUAUAGAUCCAAGAAACAGUGAUCUAAGAGGUCCUGCAGGUAGGUAUGUCUCUCCAGCGACUCCCUAUACGUCUAGCACUUCUGAGACAAGUGCUAGACCAUCUUUGAUUGAUCCCAAUUUCAUAACAGCUUCGCAGUUGAAAUAUAGGGGGUCAAAUUUAGAAACCCCUGCCUUUCCAAACAGGAGAGAUAGCUUGUUUAUAAACAGUCAAGUCGUGGACGAUAGCAAAUGAUGAUUUACAUGGCGCACUGUAGUAGGAAUAAAGGACUAUUUUUCUGUAUCUUUUCACCUUUUUUUUUUGGCUUAAACGUAGUACCAGAAGGUUCGACUGUCCAAGUAAUUACAUGUAACAAUCAUCACACCAAUUUUCUACAGACUUAGUAGGGAAUUACAAAAACGAUGUUUCUUGAAAUAAAUUGAAUCAUGAAAAUUUCAUUCAAA
This is a messenger RNA of Ipomoea triloba (trilobed morning glory), 2357 nucleotides long. RefSeq lists its product as uncharacterized. The record is from RefSeq and is a predicted model, not a curated record. Gene Ontology annotation, molecular function: protein binding. The transcript has a single exon. Lineage: Eukaryota; Viridiplantae; Streptophyta; Magnoliopsida; Solanales; Convolvulaceae. The coding region runs from base 223 to 2148 and encodes 641 amino acids.